GUUAGAAUCACACACUGCGCAGAACUGCUUAGAAUAGAGCCAUGAUCUCAACCACGAAAUGUGAACUUAUAUUUUGGAGAAACUAACGGGGACGGACUCCUUUCCUAGGCUGAGUGUUGAAGCAUGUCUUGCCUCGGCGUUUCAGCUCCUCCUCGUCUAGGUGGUGCAAUGACAAAACUUACUCUCUUCUUCAAUCAGUGAAUUUGAAGUAAUCUUUCACCGUUUCAUCUCCUUUAGUCUCAUAUGGAAUGUAUCCCUCUAUCUGUUGUUAAACUACGAUGACAUGUCUGUAGCUAUCAGAAAGAGAAGCUGGGAAGAACAUGUGACCCAAUGGAUGGGACAGCCUUUUAAUUCUGAUGAUUGUAACACAGCAUGUCAUCAUGGACUAGUAGCUGACAGCUUGCAGGCAAGUAUGGAAAAAGAUGCAACUCUAAAUGUGGACCGCAAAGAAAGGUGUGUUUCACUACCAGACUGCUGUCAUGGCUCAGAGCUGAGAGAUAUUCCUGGGAGGCCAAUGGGUCACAUUUCAAAGGAGGUGGAUGAAGAUGACAGCCGUGAAGGUGAAGAUCAGUUUCUUUCUCUGGAAGCCAGCACGGAAACACUAGUGCAUGUUUCUGACGAGGAUACUGAUUCUGAUCUAUAUCUUACAGAUGAUAAACAGAUUUUAACUACUCAAGGGCCUAAAACGUCAGAACAACAUAGCAUCAAAGGAGCAGGCUCCUUCGUAAAGACGCUGCCCAUCAUGGAAAGUAACCAAGGUUCUUAUGACUCCUGGGGAAUGGCUGGUGGAGCUGAUUUAGUGCUGGUAGAGGAAAAGGGGGACAGAAAAGUUGUUGACAUGGUGAGUAAAAGCCUGGAGCUUUGUAAGGAUAUAAGCCUAAGUGAAAUAAAAGAUGCAUCCAAAAUGAAUGCAUGUGACUCUUUGAACGUGAAAGAUAUUGUGCCGGAAAAGCAAUUGCUUAAUUCUGCUGUAAUUGCUCAGCAUCGAAGGAAACCCGACUUCCCUAAAGAUGAACAUGAAAGAAACACCUGCAGUGCAGUACAAGAUGAGCUCUUGGCUAUUCCUUGUGCAGACAGAGGACUGCCAUUAUUAAAAACAGAUUCUGGAAGCUGCCUUCUGCAGCCUCCUUCCUGCCCUAGCGGAAUGUCAGCUGAAAAUGGCCUGGAGAAGCGUGGUUUCUCAGAACAUCAAAACAGAAGUCUUCCAAAGGUCAACUCAGGAGAUGGCAUGCAGUGUUUACACAUAAAGGAGACUCUGGCCACCCAUGAACCCACAGAUAACCAAGUCAGACUUCGUAAAAGAAAGGAAAUAAGAGAAGAUCGAGAUAGGGUGCGGCUAGACUCGAUGUUGUUGCUGAUCAUGAAACUGGACCAGCUUGAUCAGGACAUUGAGAACGCUCUCAGCACCAGCUCCUCUCCAUCCAGCACACCAACCAACCUUCGGCGGCAAGUCCCUGAUCUGGAAUCAGGAUCUGAGAGUGGAGCAGAUAACACUUCGGUAAAUCAGACACAAAUAAAUCUGUCUUCUAACACCGAGUCCACUGACCUACCAUCUUCAACCUCAGUGGCCAGUUCUGGAACCAAACCCAAGUCUAUGGCUAUUCCAGGUACUUCAGAGAAGGAAAAGGCUGAAAUUGAAGCCAAAGAAGCUUGUGAUUGGCUACGGGCGGCAGGAUUCCCCCAGUACGCCCAGUUGUAUGAAGAUCUCCUGUUCCCCAUUGAUAUUUCCUUGGUCAAGAGAGAGCAUGAUUUUUUGGACAGAGAUGCUAUUGAGGCUUUAUGCAGGCGUCUGAAUACUUUAAACAAAUGCGCGGUGAUGAAGCUGGAAAUUAGUCCUCAUCGUAAGAGAAGUGAGGAUUCGGACGAGGAUGAGCCUUGUGCAAUAAGUGCCAAAUGGACUUUCCAGAGGGACAGCAAGAGGUGGUCCCGGCUUGAAGAGUUCGAUGUCUUUUCUCCAAAGCAGGACCCCGUCCCUGGGUCCCCAGACGAUCCCCAUCUGAAGAACGCCCCCAGCCGUGAAAGCGUGCUGACGGACCUCAGCGAGCGCCAGGAGGUGGCUUCUGUCCGCAGCCUCAGCAGCACCAGCAGCCUCGCCACGCCAGCGACCCACCUCGGGGGCGCGGCGACGGCCCGGACUAACUCCAUCACCAGCGUCUGCUCUUCCGGCACCUUCGUAGGCAACGAUGACUCCUUCUGCAGCCUGCCCUCUCCCAAGGAACUGUCCAGCUUCAGCUUUAGCGUGAAAGGCCACGAGAAGAACACCAAGUCCAAGACACACAGCCUGCUGAAGCGCAUGGAGAGCCUGAAGCUCAAGGGCUCCCACCACAGCAAGCACAAGGUGCCGUCCAAGCUGGGGCUGAUCAUCAGCGCGCCCAUCCUGCAGGAGGGGGUGGACGAGGAGAAGCUCAAACAGCUGAACUGCGUGGAGAUCUCCGCCCUCAACGGCAACCGCAUCAACGUCCCCGUGGUGCGGAAGAGGAGCGUCUCCAACUCCACGCAGACGAGCAGCAGCAGCAGCCAGUCCGAGACCAGCAGCAACGUCAGCACGCCCAGUCCCGUCACCAGGACCCGGAGCCUCAGUGCCUGCAACAAGCGGGGAGGCAUGUACCUAGAGGGCUUCGAUCCGUUCAAUCAGUCCACGUUCAACAACGUUAUGGAACAGAACUUUAAAAACUGCGAGAGCUACCCGGAGGACGCGGUGUUCUACAUCCCAGAAGAUCACAAGCCUGGCACUUUCCCCAAAGCCCUCUCCAACGGUAACUUCUCUCCCUCAGGGAAUAACAGCUCUGUGAACUGGAGGACUGGAAGCUUCCACGGCCCUGGCCAUAUCAGCCUGAGGAGGGAAAACAGCAGCGACAGCCCCAAGGAGCUUAAGAGACGCAAUUCCUCAAGCUCCAUGACCAGCCGCCUGAGUAUCUAUGACAACGUGCCCGGCUCCAUCCUCUAUUCCAGUUCCGGUGACCUGGCCGACCUGGAGAACGAGGACAUCUUCCCCGAGCUGGACGACAUCCUCUACCACGUGAAGGGGAUGCAGAGGAUAGUCAACCAGUGGUCGGAGAAAUUUUCAGACGAGGGAGACUCAGACUCGGCCCUGGACUCGGUCUCUCCAUGCCCGUCCUCGCCCAAGCAGAUACACCUGGACGUCGACAAUGACCGAGCCACCCCCAGCGACCUGGACAGCACGGGCAACUCACUGAACGAACCCGAGGAGCCCUCAGACAUCCCGGAAAGGAGGGAUUCUGGGGUCGGGGCCUCCCUGACUAGGUCCAGCAGGCACAGGCUGAGAUGGCACAGUUUCCAGAGCUCUCAUCGGCCGAGCUUAAACUCUGUAUCGCUGCAGAUUAACUGCCAGUCUGUGGCCCAGAUGAACCUGCUGCAGAAAUACUCCCUCCUGAAGUUAACUGCCCUGCUGGAGAAAUACACGCCUUCUAAUAAGCAUGGUUUUAGCUGGGCUGUGCCCAAGUUUAUGAAAAGGAUCAAGGUUCCCGACUACAAGGACCGGCAUGUAUUCGGGGUCCCUCUGACGGUCAACGUGCAGCGCACGGGACAGCCCCUCCCCCAGAGCAUUCAGCAGGCCAUGCGCUACCUCCGCAACCAUUGUCUGGAUCAGGUUGGACUCUUCAGAAAAUCGGGUGUCAAAUCCCGGAUUCAGGCUCUGCGCCAGAUGAAUGAAAGCACCAUAGAUUGUGUCAGCUAUGAGGGGCAGUCUGCUUAUGACGUGGCAGACAUGUUGAAGCAGUAUUUUCGAGAUCUUCCUGAGCCACUAAUGACGAACAAACUCUCGGAAACCUUUCUGCAGAUCUACCAAUAUGUGCCCAAGGACCAGCGCCUUCAGGCGAUCAAGGCCGCCAUCAUGCUCCUGCCUGAUGAGAACAGGGAGGUCCUGCAGACGCUCCUCUACUUCCUGAGCGAUGUCACAGCAGCUGUGAAGGAGAACCAGAUGACUCCCACCAACUUGGCCGUGUGCUUGGCGCCUUCCCUCUUCCACCUCAACACCCUCAAGAGAGAGAAUUCCUCUCCAAGGGUAAUGCAAAGAAAACAAAGCUUGGGAAAACCAGAUCAGAAAGAUUUGAAUGAAAAUCUUGCUGCCACUCAAGGGCUAGCCCAUAUGAUUGCUGAGUGCAAGAAGCUUUUCCAGGUUCCUGAGGAAAUGAGCCGAUGUCGAAAUUCCUACACGGAACAAGAGCUGAAGCCGCUUACCCUAGAAGCGUUAGGACGCCUUUGUAAUGAUGAGUCAGCCAACUACCAACACUUCCUCCAGGACUGUGUGGACAGCCUGUUUAAAGAGGUCAAAGAGAAAUUCAAAGGCUGGGUCAGCUACUCUACAUCUGAGCAGGCUGAGCUAUCCUAUAAGAAGGUGAGUGAAGGACCACCUCUAAGGCUUUGGAGGGCAACCAUUGAAGUCCCUGCAUCGCCUGAGGAAAUCUUAAAGCGCCUACUUAAAGAGCAGCACCUCUGGGACGUAGACUUGUUGGAUUCAAAAGUGAUUGAGAUCCUGGACAGCCAAACUGAAAUUUACCAGUAUGUCCAAAACAGUAUGGCACCCCAUCCUGCUCGGGACUACGUUGUUCUGAGAACAUGGAGGACUAAUUUACCCAAGGGAGCUUGUGCCCUUUUACUCACCUCCGUGGAUCACGACCGGGCCCCUGUGGUGGGAGUGAGGGUCAAUGUGCUCCUGGCCAGGUAUCUAAUCGAACCCUGCGGGUCAGGGAAAUCCAAACUCACCUACAUGUGCAGAGCUGACUUAAGGGGCCACAUGCCAGAGUGGUACACGAAAUCUUUUGGACAUUUGUGUGCAGCUGAAGUUGUAAAGAUCCGAGACUCCUUCAGUAAUCAGAGCACUGAAACCAAAGACACCAAAUCUAGGUGAUUCCCAAAGCCUGUCCAUUAUCUGGGCCUUUGUUUCUAGAACCCUUGCCAGUCCUUGGAAGAUUGGGUUCAGUGUCUGAUCCUGAAACAAAACUACAAGCUGGAGUGUGGGAAUUGACUAGAGUGAUUUGAUACAUUUUUAAAGCUGCUUUCUAUUUGUUUAAGGUCUGUAUUAUGGACCUUGACUGGAAUAUAUGACUGUGCAAAAAAAAAAAA
Lipotes vexillifer (Yangtze River dolphin) is the source of this 5085-nucleotide messenger RNA. It is a transcript of the gene DLC1, whose product is annotated as DLC1 Rho GTPase activating protein. The coding region runs from base 284 to 4870 and encodes 1528 amino acids. The record is from RefSeq and is a predicted model, not a curated record. Gene Ontology annotation, molecular function: lipid binding; GTPase activator activity; protein binding. The transcript is spliced from 18 exons. Gene Ontology annotation, biological process: actin cytoskeleton organization; regulation of Rho protein signal transduction; signal transduction. NCBI's taxonomy places the organism in Eukaryota, Metazoa, Chordata, Mammalia, Artiodactyla, Lipotidae. Gene Ontology annotation, cellular component: membrane raft; focal adhesion.